Rubroshorea leprosula is the source of this 942-nucleotide messenger RNA. Lineage: Eukaryota; Viridiplantae; Streptophyta; Magnoliopsida; Malvales; Dipterocarpaceae. The record is from the annotation of a GenBank genome assembly.
ACAUUCUUAAAUACUGGCUUUGAUUCCUGUUCAGGAAAUUAUUGUACAGCUAUAUAAAUAAGAGCUAUUCUUAGAAUGUGUGCUGCGUUGUUUAUGGUCGUCUUCCAUUAUCUGAUUCAAUGGGGACUAUGCAAAUGCCUUCUAUUGUGGAUUAUGCAGUUCUCCACACUGGCAUCCAUGUCAAUUCAUCUAAAGUCCUACAGAAUCUACUGUCUAUCUCUGUGGAGAGUUGAGAUUCCACACAGUCCUGAGGAAGCAUUCAGGGGAAACAUCAGGCUUAAAAAUUGCAACGCUGCUAAGAGCACUCAUUUUAGCAAGUUCAUGUGGAGGGAUUUUGAUAUGCAGAAUGCAAGUGGUUCCUGUUUUGGUUGAUUAUGGUGUCUUUUCUCAAUAAUAUGCAGGGAUGCGAGAGAAUGCAACAUAUCAUGUGGCAGGUACCAUUCUCCCCACACCUUUUUUAUUCCCCUCAAGUUUUUAUUGGGUUUUUCUAUCUUUUCAUCUUUUUCAUCUUUUUUUAUUUGAUAUUUGUGAGUAAUCGGUUCAAGUACCACACCUUGAUUAACAAACACAUCAUAUGCUUUCAUUUGAUGUUGAAUGCACAGAAGAGAAUCUAAUUGCAGGUACUAAAUUACUCUUUUGAGGCCUUUUAGGACCACCAUCUAUGAACUUUCAAUUGAAGAGUCCUAAUCAAGGCAAAGUGAGGGUGGGUUGGAAGAAAUAAAAGCUGUCAAUAAGGCCUGCAGGUGGUGUGGAGCAGACCAUGCCCUCUUUCCUUUCUGUGAAAAUCAAAAACAAAGUAGGUUGGUGACAUGAAAAUGACACUCAACAGUGAUGGAAAUUCUUUAUCAAAUCAAAUUGAGGAUUCCUUCCUUUACUUACGGUUCUAAUUUGGCUUUUGAUAAAGAUCAUCUUCACUUUUUGUAAUACAGAUUGAUAGUCAUG